UGAUCCCUCUCGGCACCCUUACCCACGCUGUGCUCUGUGUGUUCAGUUCAGGUGGAGUUUAGCUAGGUUAGGCUAACCUGGUUUACCUGAUUGUGGUGUUUUAUUUAUUGUAUGUUCUGUGUGUUCAGUGUUGAGGAUGGACAGUUGGAGCUGUAGAGAGAUGCCGCAGAUCGUCCCCGGACAGUUUGACGACGCGGAGGAAUCUGGAAGUGACUCAGAACUCAGUCAGAGCACAGACAAACCUGCAACACUGGAGACCAAACUCAGUGGAGUGAACCUGCAGCCCUCACCCAUUAAACCUCUACAGCAGGGCGGUGAUAUUGCUGCUGAUGAUGAUGUAGAUGAAGAUGAUGAUGAUGAUGAAGAUGAUGAAGAUGAUGAUGACUAUGAUGAAUGGGACUGGAGUGGGUCAUCUGGAGGGAAUAUUACUAAACGCUACACUGCAGUGAGGACUGGAAGCAAUCCACAGGCUAAUCGACAGGGUUCAAAAUCUGACAAGAUGUCUACACCAUCAGACAAAGUCCUGAGGAAGUUUGAACACAAAAUAAAUCUGGAUAAACUGAACUAUGCUGAUUCUGUGAUCAACAAAGUCACGGUGAUGCAGAAACAACGAGAUUCAGACACGUAUCGAGUAAAGGAUAAGUCAGACAGAGCUACAGUGGAACAGGUCUUGGAUCCCAGAACCCGUAUGAUUCUUUUCAAAAUGCUCAGCAGAGGUGUCAUUUCUGAGAUCAACGGAUGCAUCAGCACAGGCAAAGAGGCAAAUGUUUACCAUGCAACCACAGCCAAGGGAGAAAGUCGAGCUAUUAAGAUUUACAAGACCUCCAUUCUGCUUUUCAAGGACAGAGAUAAAUACGUCAGUGGAGAGUUCAGGUUUCGGCACGGCUACUGCAAAGGCAACCCGAGGAAAAUGGUUCGGACCUGGGCGGAGAAGGAGAUGAGGAAUUUAAUCAGGCUUCAGACAGCAGGGAUUCCAAGCCCAGAGCCUAUCAUGCUGCGGAGCCACGUUCUGGUCAUGGGCUUCAUUGGAAAAGAUGACAUGCCUGCUCCAUUACUGAAGAAUGCUGCACUGUCUGAAUCUAAAGCACGAGAACUGUAUCUGCAGAUCAUUCAGAACAUGAGGCUGAUGUAUCAGGACGCUCGGCUGGUCCAUGCUGACCUCAGCGAGUUUAACAUGCUGUAUCAUGAUGGAGACUCCUACAUUAUAGACGUGUCCCAGUCUGUGGAGCAUGACCAUCCUCACGCCUUGGAGUUUCUACGCAAGGACUGCAGCAAUGUCAACGACUUCUUCCAGAAGCAUAACGUUGCUGUGAUGACCGUACGAGAGCUGUUCGAGUUCGUCACAGACCCCUCCAUCACAAGUGAAAACAUCAACCAGUAUCUAGAUAAGGCAAUGGAGAUCGCUUCUGAAAGAACCUCAGAGGAAAGAUCCAACCAAGACAAAGUGGAUGAUGAGGUGUUUAAGAAGGCCUACAUUCCCCGCACUCUUAAUGAAGUGAGUCAUUACGAACGGGACGUGGACACCAUGAUGAAGAAGGAGCAGGAGUCCUCCGAGGAUGUUCAGGAUGACCGCAUCCUGUACCAGACGGUGACGGGCAUGAGGAAGAACCUUUCGGGUGUGCAGACGGUUCCAUCAUUGUUGGAGGACUGUGCUGAAGACGGGGACUCCAGCAGUGAUGAAGAUGAGGAUGAGGAGGAGGACUCUGAAGCAGAGGAUGCGGAAGAAAAGAGUGACACAGACAACACACAACCACUGGACAAAAAGGAACGAAAGAAACAGGUAAAAGAAGCUCAGAGGGAGAAGCGGAAAAGCAAAGUGCCAAAGCAUGUAAAGAAACGCAAGGAGAAAGUUUCCAAGAUGAAGAAAGGAAAAUGAGAAGAGUGAGAAGAGUC
Messenger RNA from Astyanax mexicanus (Mexican tetra), 1893 nucleotides. RefSeq names its product RIO kinase 1 (yeast) (gene riok1). Gene Ontology annotation, biological process: maturation of SSU-rRNA. The coding region runs from base 137 to 1876 and encodes 579 amino acids. Gene Ontology annotation, cellular component: preribosome, small subunit precursor; cytosol. The transcript is spliced from 17 exons. The record is from RefSeq and is a predicted model, not a curated record. NCBI's taxonomy places the organism in Eukaryota, Metazoa, Chordata, Actinopteri, Characiformes, Acestrorhamphidae. Gene Ontology annotation, molecular function: ATP binding; protein serine/threonine kinase activity.